This is a messenger RNA of Amorphotheca resinae ATCC 22711, 1540 nucleotides long. RefSeq lists its product as hypothetical. NCBI's taxonomy places the organism in Eukaryota, Fungi, Ascomycota, Leotiomycetes, Helotiales, Amorphothecaceae. The record is from RefSeq and is a predicted model, not a curated record. Bases 392 to 1519 code for a protein of 375 amino acids. The transcript has a single exon.
AAAAAUAUUUAUACUCCUCUAUCUAUCUAUCCCUCUUCUAUUUUAUUUUGAUUUUCUAUUUUGCGCCACGUUUCUUCACUCAAGAGAUAGUGAUUGAGUGGGGAGGAAUUUGUACCUUGGGUUAUCUGGACUGCAGUCGCCUGUGGAAUGUUACAGAAGAUUCCCGAGGGGAUCAAGAGAUAAAAAAAGAAUCCCACCAACCGAGCAUCUGGUUCUUCGCACGACAGGAUCGACGAGAAUCGCUCGCUGGAUCUGGAGCACGAAAGCAUCGUUGGGGAUACAGAGAGCUUCCGAGCGCGAGAGAUAAGAAUCGAAAUCGCUGGACGGGUCUUUGGAACUUCCGAUUUACCAUUAGCGCACAAGCACCCCACGUGGUCGUCGGAAGCUCAAGAUGUAUGUCGACGGCGAUACACUUACCAUGGCGUCGCGAUCGCGCUUCUCGCAGCUGUUUUCAACGCCCCCGAAAAUAGCUGAGGAGCUGAGUGCGGAAGGGAUGGGGAAGAAGCAGCCGGAAAGAAAAGCGCAGGCGCGGCAUUCAGGCAUAGAAAUUUGGAAAGUGGUGCUUGGGAUUUUCGAUCUGGAUCGAGAGAGGAAAGGGGAGAAGGCGAAGCAGCACAGACGGCAAUGCUCUGCGCCUGUCGUAUUGGAAGCUUCCAGGGUAAAGGGGGACGGAAACCCAGAGGAAGACAGCAGCACCGCACCGGUCAUCGUCCAGCGGCGCUUCUCAAAGCCGAAUAAAGAGGCUGAGGCCCCGCACAGAAAACGCAACAGAUUAUCCCAAUGGAUCACCUCCCGGACCCCAGAACCGCCAGAGGUGGCCGCCAAAGUGAAGGUGAUCCACAAGCACGAUAGUAAGCUCAGCUCACCGUCUCCAUCACCUAUUCCCACACCACCCCGCACUCCUGGUAUCGUCCUCACGCCGCGCGAGCGCGACGUCCUCUUGCACCACCUCAGCGGGAUGGUCCAUCGGCUCCGAAGACUCGAGUACCAGACUGCGCAGUUCAGCAAUAAUGUGGGGUUGCUGCUAGCGCGGAAGGAGAGGAGUAUUCUGAGGAGUAGGAGGUAUGGGGAGGCGAGGGCGAGGAUGCUCUUGCGGAUCUUGAGUCGAGUCAGAAAUUGCGCGGCGGGGACGUUUGGGAGGAAGAUGGUGGUGUUGCAGCGGGCGCUGAGGAGUUGGGGGGAGCUAGGGGCGUUGUUGGAGGAAAGGGGGGGAGGGGGAUGUGAGGGCUGGGAUGAGAGGGGGGUUCGGGAAGCGAUUCAGGGUCUAAGGGAUGAUUUGCGGAAACAGAAGGAGUUGGAUGAGAUACUGAGGGUUUGUAUCGAGGGGGCAACGGGAGAUGAGAGGGUUGUGAAGAAUGAGAGCGAGAGCGAGAGUGAGAGGCUUGCUGUGAGAAGGUUUGUGUCGUUUGUGAGGGGCAGGAUGGGCAGGUUAGCAUGGGAGUACUCUAGUUUGGAAAAGGCAAUGCGGCAUUUGGAUAAUGUGUUAGGGACUUUGGGAAAAGGUGAGAUAGGAGAAUGAAUUUAUGACUUAUGAAGUUAU